Messenger RNA from Bradysia coprophila, 605 nucleotides. RefSeq lists its product as uncharacterized. The record is from RefSeq and is a predicted model, not a curated record. Lineage: Eukaryota; Metazoa; Arthropoda; Insecta; Diptera; Sciaridae.
AUGCAUCCACAUUUCAAUGCAACACCGUAUGACAUCACCACAUUACCAGCCGAAUAUGCGAAACACGCCCGUCUCUGUCAACCAAUUCAAUCAAUGUUUAGUGCAGGAAAUUCAACAAAAUCAUCCCAUGUUGCCGUUCAAUCGAUUGAACAAUAACUUUAACCAUCAUCCGCAACUGAAUCAAAUUCAAAUGCAACAUCACAAUAACAGCAACAACAGCAACAACAACAACAACAAUAAUGGAAAUCAUACAAUGAAUGGAAAGAAUUCUCAGAUGAUGCAGCAGAUGAAGGUGAACGGAAAUUUGAACAAAGAGUAUGACGAAUAUGCCAAUUUGAUGAGCACAGUUGAAUACCGGCACAGUGUCCAAGGAACGCAAGUCGAAAUUGAAGGGCGAACGCGAAAACAAGGACCACAAAGAUGUGGUGGGCCCGGAAUCGUCAAGCCCAUUUACAACGUCAAUUGAAAUAUCUGCCCAAAGAAAAUCUCGCCAGAUAUUGAUGCACAUCGAAACGCUGUACCGCAUCGUGUUGAAAUUGGAGGAUCUGGAAAAGUUUAUUCGAUCAUAUUCCGGUCGGGGUCGGUUCCAAAGGUAUUAUACCGAU